CCAUUGCCCCUGCCCCCCCUGACCCGGUCACCGGUACCGGCUGCCUGAUUCUCCCCCCUGCCUGUCCUGAUUGCGGCUUCGGUGCAUCCCCCCUCCCUCCGCCUACUUGGCACCUCUCGUGCUGUCUCUCAGUUCUCAGUAAUUGGCACCCGUGAGCGCGAGCAUUCGCGCACCAGGCAGGAAAACAUAGGAAAGGGGUUGGGGGACAUGAUAGAGAGGAGCAGACAAGCGAAACAAAUCGGGGUCUGCGGUGGUGGGGUUGGGGUUGGGGGUGGGGAGGGGGUAGAGGUUGCGGGGGGAGCCCGGGCCGGUAGGACAUUCACUGGGAAAGCGCCUUUUGCCCCACGCAGGAAUGAUCUUGAAAUCCUGGCCCUUUCGCGCUGUCUUAUCAUGAACAUCGUCUUCUGCCCCUCGAACCAACGACCGACGUCUAUGUUAUUUUAUGGCCAUAAAUUCGGGAAAGAAAUUCCUACGAGCACGAAUUCUGAAGCCCAGAUUCUGGAAGAUGUCACACUCUCCAACUUUUUCUGCUCAUUUAGCCGUUUGGCGCACAUUGCCCCAUGCCCAUUUUCCAGGCAGCAGCGAGGCGAAUCAUUUGCCUUGCUAUUGCGCCCGCUUUGCAUCCGUGCCCUUCGCCCAAACAUAAUCAUAUCUCGCAGCAUUCGCGCAGCAAAUCGCAGAGCAGGGUGCUUCCUCCCUUUCCGUCCUCGAGCUUAUAGUGCAAUUCCGUGGAGUUAGUGUACGAUGGAUAUAUCUCUAUGGCUCUGCGCUUGAGAAUUUUUUAUUGUGCUAGCUAUCAUCGAUGAAAGUGGUUGAGAUCCCACCUUCUCAACUGCGGACUCUGAACUCGACGAGUCGAACCUAUCAAGGGGUGACGACAACAGAAAUUCAUGUUGGCCAGCCGAGGGAAGCGACAGCUCGGUGCUGUGUCCUAGAGAGAAAGGAGAAAGCGAUGGUGCUUCAGGGCGUUCGUUUCCAUUUAGAAAAGCACGAGUCGUUAAAGUGCUUAAAACUAGAUUAGCGUGGGAACAGACGAAGAGCAUUGGAAUAUUAGGUCCGGAUAUUGACUGGUGAGCAAACUGACUUUGACGUCACAAAUAGAUUCAAACACUUCAAGUAAUAAUUCAAACCCUUUAAGCUUUUUACGCCAGAAACCUACUCCCCCCCUCCACGAAGCACGGCCCUUUCUCUUAGUGCAGACACCACCCUUUUCUCAAAAGGCAUGAGUCAAUCAAUGGAGCGGAAUAUUUACAGUUGAAGUGCUCCGAUCUAGAUUUUCUCGACCUCACUCUUAUCUUGUCAUCUGUUUCCUACAUUCCUCCCCCAUCCUAAAGGGGGUAACAUGCCCCAUUGGUGGGUCCUGCUGUCCUUAAGCUGCAUCGCACUACUGUACUCUGUAAGCUGCUUCCCUUCGGAUCCCUUUGGCGACACUUAACAUGCUCCCUCCCGCCAGCCAGGAGCUUUUGAAACACUUAAAUUAUAGGAUUAAGGGUGGGGGUGGGGGUGGGGGCCCAGUAGAUAAGGAAAAAGGAUGAGAGCACUCCAUCGAGCCGCACAGGGAUGAAAUCAGACGGGUAGCGAGAGGUUAGACCCCGAAUGGAGAUAUGGUUAGUUCCGAUUCCGAUUACACAGUGAGCAUUUGGAACAGGAUCACAUUUGUGAUCACAGUGUGAGGACCUUAAGGGACAAGGGGCUGUGGAGAUUCUCACAUGGGUUUCCCAACCUGAACACGAGGAUAAGAAGAGAACACGGAGCCCGAAGGGAAUCGGAGUACGACCAAGGACAAGUGUUCAGUCGAAGCAUUGGAGUGGAAGAAGUGUGACGCAUGGAGGAAUGGAACCUUUUGCCGAUUGUGGAUUAAUAUGAGCACAUCCAUCACAUGUUACAAGAAAACGUACUUUCCAUAGGGCGCCAUAGGGCGAGCACUGAUUAGACCUUUUGUGCUAAUAUGGCCCGAGGAUGACUUUCUCCGUGCCAAUUCAUCUGCCUGCUAGGGGACAGAUGUUGUUGUUUCGAGACCACAAGCAGGUGAGGAGGAGGCAGCAGCGAGGGGUGAGGCCCUGAGGCCCCAGAGGAGAGGCCCCAUACUGGCAGUGUCAAGCGAGGAGCUGUACUUGGGUGAUAUUUAAGUGGAUCGAACGCUGGUUCUUACCGUCUGACCAAAGUACUCCGUCGUCCAAAGUACAACCUUUUGGGAUGUUAAUCGUCCGGGUGCCUUGAGGAAAAACAAGGGGAAAAAAGUACAAAAUUCUCCGGAGCUCGGACUGAACAACUUUUAUUCUUCUCUCACUGCAAUAGGCAUAUGACUGUACACUCCAUGAAAAGAAGAUCUCU
Molecule: messenger RNA, 2334 nt
Organism: Marchantia polymorpha subsp. ruderalis
Lineage: Eukaryota; Viridiplantae; Streptophyta; Marchantiopsida; Marchantiales; Marchantiaceae
Source: the annotation of a GenBank genome assembly